This is a messenger RNA of Doryrhamphus excisus (bluestripe pipefish), 2004 nucleotides long. RefSeq names its product dehydrogenase/reductase (SDR family) member 12 (gene dhrs12). NCBI's taxonomy places the organism in Eukaryota, Metazoa, Chordata, Actinopteri, Syngnathiformes, Syngnathidae. The record is from RefSeq and is a predicted model, not a curated record.
AAAAGCACGUUCGUGCCCCGCCCAACUACUACAUAAGACGACGAACGAUACAUAAACAUUAACUUAUAUUGUCGCCUGUUUUUUUUGCCGAAAAGACACUUCCAGCCGUCAUUUUGUAGAUUAAACAUGUCCAUGUUCAGGAACGCGGUGUGGUUUGUCAAAGGCCUUCGCGAAUACACAAAGGGCGGCUAUGAGGCGGCAGCCAAGAAUUUUGUUGCGGGCGACCUGGAAGUGAACCUGAGUGGGCGCUCCUUCAUGAUCACGGGCGCCAACAGCGGCCUGGGAAAAGCCACGGCGCAGGAAAUUGCCAACAGAGGCGGGACGGUGCACAUGGUGUGUCGCAACAAGGGCCGAGCGGACGCCGCCAAGGAGGAAAUUGUGGAGCGCAGUAAGAACCAGAACGUCCACGUCCACGUGGUGGACAUGUCCUGCGCCAGGGACGUAUGGCAGUUUGCGGAGAGUUUUGUCCAGGGUAACGCCCUCCACGUGUUGAUCAACAACGCGGGUUGUAUGGUCAACCAGCGAGAAGUAACCCAGGAAGGCUUGGAGAAGAACUUUGCCACCAAUACGCUCGGCACGUACAUCUUGACCGUGGCUCUUCUACCUGCUCUGAAGAAGGCUCAGGAUCCCAGAGUGGUGACCGUGUCGUCAGGCGGCAUGCUCACGCAGAAGCUCGACGUAGACGACCUUCAGAGUGAGAAGGGGACGUUUGACGGCACUAUGGUCUACGCUCAGAACAAAAGGCAGCAGGUGGUUCUGACCGAGAGGUGGGCGACUCAGCACAAAGAAGUCCACUUCUCCUCCAUGCACCCGGGCUGGGCCGACACCCCAGCCGUGCAGUCUUCCAUGCCGUCCUUUCACGCCAAGAUGCAGAACAAACUUCGCACCGAGGCCAUGGGCGCCGACACCAUCGUGUGGCUCGCCGUGGCCGACGCCGCCGCCAAACAACCCAGCGGACUCUUCUUUCAAGAUCGGUGUGCGGUGGCCACGCACCUCCCGCUGGCCUUCUCCAGGUCCACAUCUCAGGAGGAAGACCGAUUGUUGGCGGCGCUCAGUGACUUGGCGCUCAAGUUCAAACCUUGAGGUUUGUCGUCUGUUUUUUGGGUUUUUUUUUUUAACUAUUCAUGCUCACUUUUUACACCAUUGAUCUUUUAACGGACAUUUUUUUCCAACAAAUGCACUUCCUACGUCACGUGGUGUGCAGCUUUACCGUAUAAACAAGCUUUGAUUCCUACUGGAAGUGGGGCUCAAUUUCAAGUAUUUAAGUAUAUCAAGUGGUUAGUACGCAGGCCCGAGUUCAAUUCCACCCUGGGUCAUCUCUGUGUGGAGUUUGCAUGUUCUCCCCGUGCAUGAGUGGGUUUUCCUCCCACAUUCCAAAAACAUGCUAGGUUAAUCCAUAGGUAUGAAUGUGAGUGGGAAUGGUUCAAGGUUUUUUGGGUGGUUUUCUACUUAGGUUGUUUAUCAGCUGAUCAAAAGUUCUAAGAUGAAACAAUGCAAAAUGUCAAUUCAUGCAAUUUUUCCAAUACGCCAAGACCCAAUUGAACAAAAAAAGGCUUUGUCUGUAACCUGAACAGACUGUAAAAUUGCCAUCUAUGAACAGUAUUCAUAGUAAGAGCUAUGUAACAUUCAAAUAAAGUCAUUAUUCAUAAGAAAAGCUUGAAGAUUCCUGCUCCUUUUUUAAUACAGCAACGACAUCACUUGGUCGCUUUUAUAUUUCAUACACAGGGAAAUAUUUCUGCAACAAAAAAAAAAAAACACUGGCCUGGUAUGAAUGUUGUGUUUUUGUAUACAAGUUACUUUUUAAGACUGUCUCACAUUCCAAUCACAGAGGAACCCGCUUAUGUUGACAUAACUGAAGAGACUUAAGAAGAGGUGACGGGUAGUUCUCUACUUGGUCAUAUUCGUAUUUACUGGCCAUAAACUGGUUCCAUUGUCGUAUUAGAACACCAAAAAACGUAGCAAUGACGUGAUAGCAGCGUGCUGAUUUGUCACCAAGAAUUAGAU